This is a messenger RNA of Wasmannia auropunctata (little fire ant), 1249 nucleotides long. RefSeq names its product protein THEM6. The record is from RefSeq and is a predicted model, not a curated record. The transcript is spliced from 3 exons. NCBI's taxonomy places the organism in Eukaryota, Metazoa, Arthropoda, Insecta, Hymenoptera, Formicidae. Bases 261 to 857 code for a protein of 198 amino acids.
UCUGUUAGAAGUCUGUACAUUCAUUUGCAAAUUUUCUAAUUUGCGAUUCUAAUUUCGGUUGUGAUUUUUCGAUCAAUCAACAUGACAGAUAAGUAUUGAAGCGUCUUUCUUUAUCGCCUUUGAAACCGCGGUUCUUCCAAGACUGCAGAGUCAUCUGUACGGUCAGUCUAUCGUCGACCGUGAAAAGGCGUGCAUCGAGUCGACGUAUUUUCGUCGCUGUUGUUAAAAUAUCAAGAGAGAUUCACCAAUAGAAGCUGAUAAUGUUGUGUUCUUGUUGCGUGGCAAUAAUCGCCAUUCUCUACAUUCUAUUCGAUGUAAACUAUUUUCUGAGAAUUAUCUUCACCAUCCUUUGGGGCAGACUUUUCGAGAAGAAGAAGAAGCUCUUCGAUACAACAACGAUUUACGGGAUCUGUAGUACUCAGGAUGUUGAUCUGGUCUUCAAGCACAUGAAUAACGCGCGAUAUUUGCGCGAAUUGGAUUUUGCGCGUUUUCAUUUUUAUGACAGAUCAGGAAUUUACGCUGCGAUCACAAAAAGAGGCGGCAGUGCUGUACAAGGUGCAUCCACUAUACGAUAUCGUCGUGCGAUUCCUAUCUUUACACCGUACAAGGUCACGACGAAGCUUAUUUACUGGGAAGACAAACACUUUUAUGUAGAACAACAGUUUAUCAGUCUCACGGACAAUUUUAUUCGUGCCGUUGUACUGAGCAGGCAAACUGUAACCGGAUUGAAAGUUCCGGUAGAGCAAGUAAUCGCCGAUAUAGAGCCGGAAACACGCAGGCCGGAGCCCACGAAAGAACUUCAAUUAUGGCUGGAUUGUAUGGAAGAGUCGUCUCAAAGUCUGAAGAAACAGAAAUGAAAAAUCUUUUUUUUUUUAAUACGUUAAUUUGUUCGACACAUUAUUUAUUUAAUUUUCCUUUAUACUGAUUUUUAAUAUAUUAUGGUUUUUUUGUUACAUUGUUAUAUGUAUAAUUUUGUAUAUGAGGCUCAUAAAGUGUUUGAUUUUUCUAUCAUUAUAAAUAGUUUAUAUCUUUCUUAUUAUCAGUUUCUGCAUUUUUAAGGUAUAAUUAGUUUCUGAAGCUUUUUGGUCAAAAUACUAUUUUUAAAUUAGAAAUUAUAAUAUUGAAUUAUCUGUUACCUUAUUAAUUAAGGUACAAUGUUAAAUAGAACUUAUUUAGAUUAUAUGUUAUAAGAUGUUCCUUUAAUUGCUGUACAAUUUGUGCGGAUUAAAAUUUUAGUUUUCACUAAAAA